CCGAAACUUAACACUCCAGUGGCAGCUCAAGAACCCUUCGGAACACAGCUCAGCCUGUCCGAGGUGACCACCUUCCCUGGAUGCCAUGGCAGAGGCUGGGAGGCUCCCUCCACCACUACCCCCUCGGCUGGACUGGUUUGUGCACACCCAGGCGGACCUGCUGGCCCAAUCCGGGAUCCCCGAGUGGUUCCAUGGCACCAUUUCCCGAGAGGCUGCUGAGAACCUGUUGGAGUCCCAACCCCCGGGGACCUUUCUUAUCCGAGUCAGCCACAGCCAUGUGGGCUACACCCUUUCCUACAAAGCUGAAACCUGCUGCCGUCACUUCAUGGUGAAGCUUUCAGAAGACGGGACUUUCGUCUUCGCUGGGGACCACGUGACCCACGCCUCUCUGGCCGCCCUGGUCACGUUCCACCAACAAAACCCUAUUCGGCCACACGGGGAGCUGCUGAUCCGGGCCUGCGGGCAGAAGGAUCCAGCAAGUGUGGACUACGAAGAUCUCUUCCUAUACUGGAAUGCGCUGGUUCAGGAUAAUGGAAGGCAACUUCUGAGAAUGGAAGUUCAAAGGCCUUCUUCCGGCUCACCUGAAGAGGCUUCUGAAGAGAAGCCAUCCACAACAACUGAAGGAGAGUCCGCAUUGGCUUCCUGCUCCACAAAAGCUCUUUUCGAGGAGUCUGGACAGAAACUGUGGAAGAACCUCAGGUCCCUACCUCAGACCAGCCGGAAGGUGAAACAGCGGCUCACUUCGAACCUGUCGGCCAUGAACCUGCUGGGGAAUGCCAGGCGCGUGGCCCAGCAACAUCAUAGCCCUGUGACUCGAGCGUUCAGCUGGGACGGUGCGAGCCACUCCGAGGACCCCUGUGCAGCCACUACCUCUCUCCAAAACCCCACACAGCCCGAGGCCCUGAGAGACAGAGAAGCCACCUUCAGGGACUCCAAGCGUACCAGCUGGAGGGAGGCACUCUCAGGGGUCAAAGCCUGGCACGGAAAGGUGAUAAGGGGCCUGUCAGCCCCGGAGCCUGCCAACUCUCCAGAAGCCCAGGGCUGGUUGCCUGAGGAAUAUCUCCCACCACCACCUUUUGCCCCUGGGUACUGACAGGACCUUCUGAGUCUUGGGUAUUCAUCUCCUUACAGCCAGAGAACUGUACUGAAGAGGUUAGGGGGCUGAACCCUGCAGGCGCCAGCUGAGGGAGCCUAAAUAAUGGAAUUACUGCUACCACUUUAGGGACCGGUGAAGUGGCCCAGUGCAUAGGAAGGUAAAAGAACUUUCAGCCACACCCGACAACUGAGUUCUAUCCCCAGGACUCCCACGGGGAGAGCUGUGGACCAACUUCUGGAGGACGUCCUCAGACUUCUACAUACGUGUGUUAGCACACACUCGUAAGCCGAUGUAACUUUAAAAGAUGGCAGCAGAGACGUGGCAGGUUCAACACGUGCCAGGCCUGUGCCGUGUGUCACCUCUCAGUAUCCUUGGGACGCAUGUCUCAUGUUCAGCCACAUUCAAAUACAAAUGUUUUUCCAGGGGUUGGGGAUUUAGCUCAGUGGUAGAGCGCUUGCCUAGCAAAUGCAAGGUUCUGUCCUCAGCUCCAGGGAUGACAUUUUUUUUUUUCUGAAAGCUUUACGUCUUCUGAGGGUUGGGGAGAUAACUCAGUGAGUAAAAGGCUGAGAGGACCUGAGUUCAAUUCCCCAGAGCCCACAAAGAUGCUGCAGUAGCAUGCAUGUGUGUCCUCAGAGCAACUACAAGGAGACGGGAGGUGGCUGCUGCCUUACAGAGACCUUGCUUCCACAAGGUGGAGGACAGACAUGCGGGCAAUCCAACAUCCUCCCGCCCACACUCACACACUAGGACACGCAGAGAAGGAGGGGGAGAGAGAGGGGAUGCAAAGCGAUUGCAUCUGUGGCCAGGGGUGUGGGGUCAGCAUUUGGGCAGCAAAGACAAGAGGGUCAAGAGCCCAAAGCCAGCCUCGGCUUACCUGGAGUUUGAGAUUAGCCUGGGCUACAUGAAAGCUUGACUGAGAGAAGAAAAACUGUGAGACAGGCAUAGUGGUACACACCAGUAACCCCAGCACUCCAGAGGCAGAGGCAGGAAGUGCUCUGUGAGUUUGAGGCCAGCUUGGUCUCCGUAGUGAGUUUCAGGGCUACACAGGGAGACCUCAUCUAAAUAAAAAGUGAAAUGCA
Molecule: messenger RNA, 2175 nt
Organism: Rattus rattus (black rat)
Lineage: Eukaryota; Metazoa; Chordata; Mammalia; Rodentia; Muridae
Gene: Hsh2d
Product: hematopoietic SH2 domain containing
Exons: 6
Coding region: 86-1093 (335 amino acids)
Cellular component (GO): cytoplasm
Source: RefSeq, a predicted model, not a curated record